GCUCAGACGMAGAUCAGCUGUUGGCUGCUCGCGCGGAGGGAGGAAGUGAUGCAGGAAAAUGUCCAUAAUGUAGUUCAGCGUCUCAAAAAGGGGGAAGCACAAAGAAAUAGGCAGGUUUAUUCCGUGAUUGCUUUUUUUUUAUUUCCACUAAGUUUACAUAGCAAAUAAAGCAGAGAAUGGACGAAAAUGUAAACUCUGACUGUUAGCUCUUGACUUGUUUAUUUGUGAAAUCGAGAACAACUUUACGGUGGAAGUUUUUUCUUUCUUUCUCUCGCUCAGCUCAGUGCUAGUUAGCUAACAAUCUGACGACGAGUUUGCUUCACUUCGUUUCUGCUCGGGUUUUUUUUUUUUUUUUUUUUUGGGCCAACUUAUUUUACUACUUUGUCUUGACUGGCGUGUCUGGAAGGAUGUACAAACCAAACGACACGAUACGGCCUUUUUCUAAAAAGCAUUGCUGAUGUCAAGGUCACGACGAUGGAGCAGAUCUGAGAGACGAUGCUGGCUGAAGGAGUGUCUGGUUUUUAAAUUGGCCAACUGAAGACUUGGUUUUUGGUGGAUCUGGCAAAGACCUGAGGGUAUGUUGAGGCGUCUAGUCUGGCCAGAGCAGAGGCGUCUAGGUGGUUCAGACGGGGACUGAAGGUGAGGCGGAAAGACGGGCGAGGACCAGGCAGGAAGACAUGGGCCAGUGUGUCACCAAGUGCAAGAAUCCGACGUCCUCCCUCGGCAGCAAGAGUGGAGACAAAGAGAGCAGUUCUAAGUCCCACAAACGAGUCGAAAGCGCUAGUGGAGGGGGCCACAAAGAAGAUUCUAGUGCCCUGUCUAGCAAAUCCACCAGUGAGCUGUUGAAUGGCACCAAGGCCUUGGAGRCUACAGUGGAGACGCCAAUCAUCUCCACAGUGAUGAAGGAGCCGUACAAGGAUGAAGGCCUGGAUGGAGAUGGGCUGUCACUGCGGCGGAUUGAGGAGCUGUUCGUCUGUUACAAGGAUGAACAGGAAGACGCCAUCUUGGAGGAAGGCAUGGAGAAGUUCUGUAACGAUCUGUGUGUGGACCCAGCAGAGUUUCGCGUCCUUGUUCUUGCCUGGAAGUUUCAAGCAGCCACCAUGUGCAAGUUUACAAGGAAGGAGUUUGUUGAGGGCUGUAAGGCCAUCAGAGCGGACAGUAUUGAGGGCAUCUGUUCACGCUUCCCCUACUUGCUCCUGGAGGCCCAGGUAGAAGAAAACUUCAAGGACCUUUAUCGUUUCACCUUCCAAUUUGGCUUGGAYGCAGAAGAAGGCCAGCGGUCGCUGCAGCGUGAAAUCGCCAUCGCUCUGUGGCGGCUGGUUUUCACACAGGACAUGCCAGAGAUCCUGGAGCGCUGGCUGGACUUUCUCGCCGAGAACCCCUCAGGCAUCCGGGGCAUCUCAAGGGACACGUGGAACAUGUUCCUCAACUUCACCCAGGCGAUCGGGCCUGACCUAAGCAACUACAGCGAGGACGAGGCCUGGCCCAGCCUCUUUGACACGUUCGUAGAAUGGGAGCUGGAGCGCAGGAGAAAAGAGGAGGAACGGGCACUGAUGGAGGAGGAAGAGAGGUGUACUGAGACAGAGUGUUCAACUACAGACAGGCUUGAAACUGAGGGAAGCCGUGGCUCACAGACUGAGAGCAAGACGUUCCAGGGAGACMAGCCUGCUCCUGCUGCCGAUGACGCUCUGGAUGAAUAUUUAAUUGACCUCCAGCAAAAAAACAGAAUUUUAAAGCGCCUCAGAGUUAAAGACCCAAAGGAGAUUGAACUGGAACGGCUGGAGCAAGGAUUUUCCAUUUAUCUUAACGGAGCAAAUGCUGAAUGCAGUAAAAAGCACCUCAAGAGCUCUGAUAACAAGUCCGACAUCUCUCUGCCGGCUAGGAGGUCUGCACGUACAGCCGAUAUCUGUAGAAGCGCCCACCAGCUAGCUGAAGAUAGUCGUCAUCUGGAUCAGUCCAACAGGAAAAGAAGCCAAACAGCCCCAGAAAAGGUCAGGAGGAAGGAAUGGGUACAGGAUUCUGUAAAAAUUAGAACAGAGGAUGGCCUGUGUUUGGAAAUAUCCCCAGAAACGCACUACUCUGAAGAUUUUGAGCCUUAUGAAAGUGUAGACAUGGAGAGAGCGCCACGAAGUCCGCGCCGUCAGAAAGACGCCUGCAAAGUUUCGCCUUCCUUCAGCUCCAGGUCGGAGAGUCAGGGAGGCCAAGCAAACCAGGAGCACAGUGAGAAGUUGCUGCUGAACCUCGAGGACGUGAAGGUUUUACGUCAGAGCCUGGAGGUCAGCAUGCGACGGAGCAGCAGCGGCUCGGCGGGGGAAGAGUUGGACGAAGAGUGGAUAGAGGAGCAGAUUGAGAGGGAGGAGAGCACCGAGAGUCUGGACGAACUGGGGCUGCCUCUCUCGUCCUCCAAGUCCUCCGCUAAUUCUCGGACAGGUGGGAGUCAUGGCCAUUUUGACUCAGGAAACCUGAUUGUCCUGGACUUUGGCCCCUCAACUAAAGGUCGUAAAAUYGAACGUUCUCUGUCUGCAAAAAGGAAAGAAAGCAUUGAUCCCUUUAUACCAACUAAACCUGUAUUGGUGAAGAGCAAAACGUUAGAUAGGCCAUCUUCAAAAGACAGUUGGGAUGAUCAAAGGCCAAGGAGUCGAGUGGAGAGGCCCCUUUCAUCAGCYAGAAAAGCUUCGGCUGAAGAGCGAGACCCAGAAGAGGUUGCAUGCAGCGUGCGUCAAGCCAUACAGAGAGAAAACACUCCUGUACAGAGAGAUGAGMUCUUCAGCCAUGACCAGGCCCGGGGAARUCACAUGAUGAAUGCCUUAAAGCAUCACAGCACACAUGACCAAGAUGAGAACAAUGUUGCUCUGGCCAUGCAGAGAAUAACACUCAUGGGUCCUAGGCAACAACAGAAACUGCUGAAAGCCCUGGAGAARCUAGAAUCUGGACCCGGACGCAGCGUCCCUCAGAGUGCCCAAACAGACCACAACAAGCAGCCCAGAGUGCUGUCAUCAGCAGAGGUCACCCCCGCCUUGUAUGUCACCAUGGAGAUCCUGUCAAACUGGGGGAACGCUCUGCAGGUCGGGCUGACAGAAGUGCAGUUCUUCUGUCACAGAAACAAGAAGUUGUACGUCUCGCCUCAUGACCUGGACAUCAGGAAUGCCGACUGCCCGGGGAAUCUGGGUGCGCUGGUCAACGGAAAGGUGAAGACCACGAAAGAGCGUCACAUGUGGACGUGCCCCUUCCACCCUCCCAUCCAGCUCUACUUCAUCAUCAGGAACACAGAACACGCUCCAGAGUUUGGAGUAUCUUAUAUUAAAAUCUGGAACUACAACCGGAGCCUGACCGACCUUGACAUAGGCGCUCGCCAUAUAAAGCUGUACCUGAACAGCACACUUGUGUUUGAAAGUGAUUUGGAAAAGGGCUGCGGCAACCAGGUUUUUGACUACAGCACCACGAUCAAUCUGAAGGAUUUCCAGGCGCCGGACCCCUCGUUCUCCAGCCCCGUGGCUUCAGGGCACAGUCUGCGUGGUGCGAGUCCACAUCACUAUGAGGACAGGAGGAGUAGUGAGGGCGGCAGCUGUCAGCGACACCAAAGCUCAGUAGGUUUACCGGACCCAGCAGGCCAGACUAUGAUGGACAUGCAGGAGAAAGCUCAUACACCGCUGCCACCCAUCACUGCCUCUCGUCGCCCCGCCUCACAAAGAAGCUCUUUUGACUUGUCUGCGUGUGAAGAACCCCUCUCCCCCAGGCAGCAGGCGCAGCAGACUGUGACCACCCAGCCUUCGUCCUCUCGGGCUGCGCCCCAGUGGCUUCAGCCCCUGAACAGAGCUGCUCCAGAGGGCUGCGAGGCAAACCGAGAGAAGCCCCGCUGGCUGGUACCUCAGCACUCUUUAGAAACSAAACCGCAUCCCGUCUCGUCCUCCUCCAUACUCCCAGAGCUGCCCUGUAACCCAGGCCGGGUGUGCAGAGGGAUCGACAGGACAGUGAACGGGGGGCAGUGGAAGGAGGAGUCUUUGGACCUGAGCUGUGACCUGCUUGAGGAACUGGGGGAGCAGAAGCCUGACAGGCCYGUCAGCGGACGCAGGAGCUCGUUCAGAAACUCCUCAGCCACGGUUAGGCAGACAGAGGAACAACAGCACAGAGCCACAGCUCUGACAAACCCUGAGGAGCCGAUGUGUUUGGUGAGCACGAGCAGGCGGCAGAGCAGCUCUCGGGGUCAGGAUGACACGCUCAGGGAGUCCUGGGACUCGCUCAUAAAGUUCAACCAAUGCCAACGUGGACGCAUCUCCAACAUGGAGUUUGAAGGGGACAUUUUCGAUGAGUUUCUUCAGCGUCAGGGACGUGGUCACCCCACACUCCCAAUAAAUCCUCCUACAGCACCCAGAAGCCCACUGUCCUCCCUAAAUGCUCAGGGGCUCCUGAACGAAGGCCCCGAUGAUGAUCCCUUCAUGGAGCGGGAGGAGGAGUUUGAGAUCCCGGUUCUGCCACAAGGCCAAAAGCUGGUAAUUAAAAUCCUGUCCACAUGGGGGGAUCGGCAUUAUGUGGGUCUCAAUGGCCUGGAGGUGUUCAGCUCCAGUGGAGAGCCUCUUCGACCCGACCACAUCCGCGCAGACCCCCCGGAUAUAAACAUUCUCCCAGCUUAUGGUAAAGAUCCACGUGUGGUCACCAACUUACUUGACGGUGUUAAUCGCACUCAGGACGACAUGCAUCUUUGGCUGGCACCUUUUACACCCGGCCGUAGCCACACCAUCUUCCUGGACUUUGGAGCUUCUUACCAAGUUGCAAUGAUCCGAGUUUGGAACUACAACAAGUCCCGCAUCCACUCAUUCCGCGGUGCGAAAGAGGUGGAGAUGCUGCUGGAUGGGAGGUGCAUCUUCAGGGGAGAAAUUGCCAAAGCCUCUGGAACUCUUACUCACGGGUUGGACCAAUUUGGCGACACAAUCCUUUUCACCACUGAYGAUGAGAUUCUAGAGGCCAUGUCUCGUUUUGAUGAAACCUUCCUCAGUGAAGCUGAGAGUCCUGAGAGCUUGGUGUAUGAGGAGGAGCUGCAGAGGCCACGCACYGCUGAUGGAGAGGGAGAAGAAAGACCUUUUACACAGGCUGGUUUUAGAGAGGAAGACCUCACUUUGAAACUUCAACUUAAUCCCACUGUGAAUCAGAGUGAGGAGAGCUCAGAACAUGUUCCUGGGAUGUUCACUGGAACAUGCCUUCGACUGGAGCUGAUGGCGACGUGGGGCGACUCCCACUAUUUGGGCCUGACGGGACUGGAGGUGGUGGGGAAGGACGGUGAGAGCUUACCUUUAGAUCUCAGUAUGAUUUCUGCCUCACCGAGGGACCUAAACGACCUGCCAGAGUACAGACACGACUUGCGCACGCUCGAUAAGCUUAUCGACGGCCACAACAUCACCACCGAGGACCACCACAUGUGGCUGAUUCCUUUCUCCUAUGGAGAACUCCACAUCUUGAACAUCACCUUCAGCAGGAUCCAGACCAUCGCCGGUCUCCGUGUCUGGAACUACAACAAGUCACCUGAGGACUCGUACAGAGGGGUGAAAGUCAUCCAUUUGUACAUAGACGAUGUUACCAUCUCUCCAGCCGAGGGGUUCCUGAUCCGGAAAGGUCCAGGACAUUGUCACUUUGACUUUGCCCAAGAAAUCCUCUUUGUUGACUUCCUUCGAGCACCKAUCACUAACAAGAGGAAUGAAGACUCCCAAAAAGUUAGCUCUAAGAAACAGGAACAGGCCAGCACGGACUAUGAAGCUCCCAUCAUGCCUUGCGGCUUCAUCUUUCAGCUGCAGCUCUUAACUACCUGGGGGGACCCAUACUACAUUGGACUGAAUGGCCUGGAGUUUUAUGACCAGAGCCAUGAGAAGAUCAGUCUCUCUGACAACAACAUCGCAGCUUUCCCAGACAGUGUCAAUGUCCUGGACAAUGUAAGCGGCGAUGUAAGGACUCCAGAUAAAUUAAUAGAUGGAGUCAGUGACACCCACGAUGGCAGACACACGUGGUUAGCCCCAGUUCUGCCUGGAAUGGUCAAUCGUGUUUAUGUCAUCUUUGAUCAGCCGGUGACGGUGUCUAUGAUCAAACUCUGGAACUACUCAAAGACGCCUCAGAGAGGAGUGAAAGAGUUUGGGCUGCUAGUGGACGACCUCCUGGUGUAUAACGGCAUCUUGGACAUCGUUAACCACACAGCAAGAGGCAUUCUGCCUACUUGUGACCCGGUGGUGCCUUACCACACCAUCCUGUUCACAGAUGAUUUCUACAUUGCACAUCGUGAAAGGAACACUGUCAUCAGUAAUCACGUGGAGGACCAAGACGUGAUGAUGACUAACGAGAAUCAGAUUGUUCAUCACAACAAGAAGAAGCAGACAGCAGAUCCAGCUCUUCGGCCUAAAACGUGCAUGACUGACGGCGGAAAAUAUGGAAAGAGGAGAUACUAAGAGACACAGACAAAUCACACAGAGAACUGAACGUGACUACGCUCCACCAUUGGUAGGCAAACCUUCCAUUAAAUCUUCAAUCAACUACAGAAGAGGACGUUUCAAUCAGUGUGCACACACAGUGAGUUCCACUUCAUGUYUGGAUUCCCUCUGUCGUUGGCUGUGAAAACACCCACCCACACACGCAUGACAGAGAACACACACUGUACAACACGUUAUCCCUCCCACAGUGCCAGAAAAAAAUCUGAGGCUGCUUUUUCUCAGCUGAGUUACUGUGCCUAUUACUGAACACUUCACCUUGUGGCUGCUACGUGUGACUUGUGCUGCAUAUCCUACUGCUACUUGUAUGUAACCCYCUGCAGUACAUAACUAAAACACUUCAGUGACUUAUCUCCUGAUGAGCCAAAUGAUCAUAACCUGAAUAUGAAAACACCAAUCCAUCAACUUGUUGCAAAGCUAUGCAGCCAAUUUAUAACUAUUAUAAAUGAAUUAGCUAAGAUAUUCUGCAGCAGGUUUUACCUGGAAGUGCUUUCUGAACAAUUUUUACCUUUUUGUAGGAUAUUCAUUGGCGCUUACAUAAUAUUAAAAAAAAGGUUCAAAAAUCAGUGUAUUUCACCUUUAAUUAAAGAACUGGAGUUAUGCAAAGGUUUUAAUGCAUAUGAACACAUCCAGAUGGUUUAGGUGUGUUUAGCAUUGGUAAUAAAAGCUUGUUUGCAAUCCAAGUGACCUUUAUCAAAAGCUGCAAUGUGCUUAAUUAAGGUAGGCUUAUGGAGGCAAAGCUUUUUUUUAUUGUAGAUAAAAGCCAACGUCUAAUAUGCAACUAUUACUAUUAUACCUCAAAUUAAAUAGGUUUAAUAAAGGACACAUCCCAUUUUACCUUCAUCUGUGGUGUGCUGUCUUUAAAUAUUUACUGUAUUGCUGCAUGGAGGGGUCUGAACGUUAGCUUUUAAUGAUCUAAAACAUUUCACUUGUUCAGUCUCAUUAAGCCCUGCUGUAAAUAAUUUCACACUCCUUACGUGGAGUGGUUUAAGAAAUGCAGUUUUAUGUAUUUAGUUUCAAAAUAACCCACACUAACAAAUAAUCACCAAGUCUGCUCCUUUUAAUGGUGACUGUUGUAUGUUUGACUUUUUUUACAUUUAUUUUUCUAAUCUAUGUGUAUAAUUGAUGUAGGUUUAUUUAAAUAAAAUGUCAACAUGAACUUUGUGGAAAAAAUGUU
Molecule: messenger RNA, 7644 nt
Organism: Austrofundulus limnaeus
Lineage: Eukaryota; Metazoa; Chordata; Actinopteri; Cyprinodontiformes; Rivulidae
Gene: katnip
Product: katanin interacting protein
Exons: 31
Coding region: 678-6428 (1916 amino acids)
Source: RefSeq, a predicted model, not a curated record